CCAACUAAUCGGAGUACUGAGCAAGAUGAUGGGGACUUCCGUCCACCGUGGGUGUACUCCGCGUCUCACAUCCUCACCUAUACCCUGAUACCCACUGCUAUAGUGUAUUGCGUCUUUCUUGCUGAUUGGGGUGAGCGGGAACAUGUCUUCUCGCCGGUACGU
Messenger RNA from Suillus paluster, 162 nucleotides. RefSeq lists its product as uncharacterized. The transcript is spliced from 2 exons. The record is from RefSeq and is a predicted model, not a curated record. NCBI's taxonomy places the organism in Eukaryota, Fungi, Basidiomycota, Agaricomycetes, Boletales, Suillaceae. The annotation marks the transcript as partial.